Solanum pennellii is the source of this 1614-nucleotide messenger RNA. RefSeq lists its product as uncharacterized. Bases 1 to 1614 code for a protein of 537 amino acids. The record is from RefSeq and is a predicted model, not a curated record. Lineage: Eukaryota; Viridiplantae; Streptophyta; Magnoliopsida; Solanales; Solanaceae. The transcript is spliced from 6 exons.
AUGAUAAUCAUUCUUCGAGCUAAGAGUAAGCUUGGAUUUAUGCUUGGAACAUGUAAGAAAAAUGAUUACACACCAGAAUUGGAUGAACAAUGGGGAAAAUGCAAUGCAUUUGUUUUGGCAUGGAUUAUAAAUACAGUUCCGAAGGAACUACUAAGUGGAAUUGUGUAUGCUUCAGAUGCUGCAAUACUGUGGGAAAACUUGAAGGAGCGAUUCUAUAAAGUGGAUGGAUCGAUGAUUUAUCAACUUCACAGGGAUAUUUGCACAAUUCAUCAAGGGAAGAUAUAUUACGGAUAUAGGAAUGCAGGCCAAGGUGAUGGAGAUAGAGGUGAUUAUGCAGCAAGAGGAACUUACAAUGGUAAGAACAAAGUGAAUUGGAAUCUGUUCUGUGAGCAUUGUAAAUUGCAUGGUCAUACUACGAACAUAUGUUACAAACUUGUGGGAUACCCUGAGGACUGGAAUUUUAAGAAGAAUAAUACAACAAGGGGAGUAAAUUUGAACAAAGGAAAAGGUCUAGCAAAUAAUGUACAAAUUGAUAAAUGUACUGAGGAGGAUGCUUUUGGGAUAAUUGGUGAAGGACAUAAAAUUGAUGCACAAAAACUACAUGAUGUCAAUUCUGAGAAUUAUGAUGCAAUGAAUGUUAAUAAUAAUAAUGAAAUGUUUGGCACGAAAGGUUAUUGGAUUGUAGACUCUGGGGCAACAUGUCAUAUGACUUGUAAGCCUGAAAAACUGAGUAAUAUUAGUGAAAAUAACAAGAACACAGGAAGGAGGGUUUAUCUACCUAAUGGUCAAAUUACACUAGUUACUCACUCAGGUAGUUGCAUGAUACCUGAUGGUGGUGCGUUAGAUAAUGUUUUAGUGGACCUCUUCAAUGGAAAGGUGAAGGGGAUUGGUAAAGAGUUUGAAGGACUGUAUUACUUUCCUAGUGCAUAUCAAACAAAGGCAAAUGAUGAUGUUUCUACUGCUAAUGAAAGAUGCUUACUGACCAAGACAGAGUCACAAUCAUUAAGAUGGCAUUACAGGAUGGGCCAUCUUUCAUUUAGAGUUUUGAAGGAACUAUACAAGAUGCCUACUGGUUUGUUACAAGGACUUUCACCUUAUGAGGUCUUUCACAAAAUCACACCACAGCUAGAUCACCUAAGAACAAUUGGGUGUUUGUGUUAUGCCACUAAAUCUGUGACAGAUGAUAAAUUCUCUUCAAAAGCUGAUGCUUGUGAUCAUUACGUACCAGUUUUCCCUGCACAGCCUUUUCUUGAUUCUGAUACUACAGUAGUCACAACAUCAAUUGAAAACGGUGGUGAAACUGAACCAAUACAUGACAUGGUCCAUGAUGUUGUUAAUGAUGAUCAUGACCAGAUUGUGCAUACUGAGGUGGUUGCUGUUGAUGUGCCUAGAACUUCAUUCUCCAAAAGGACAGUUUAUCCACCUGUUUGGAUGAAGGACUGUGUCACUAAUGUGAGUGAUUCUUUUCACCCUCAUUCACUAUCCAAUUAUAUUUCCUAUGAUCACCUCUCUAGUACUUAUCAAGCAUAUUUGAGUGGUAUGUCUGUAGAUAUUGAACCUAACACUUAUGAAGAAUCUCUGCAAGAUAAGAGGUGGAUAGAGGCCAUGAAGUAG